Cavia porcellus (domestic guinea pig) is the source of this 471-nucleotide messenger RNA. RefSeq names its product prolactin-like. Gene Ontology annotation, cellular component: extracellular region. Gene Ontology annotation, biological process: response to nutrient levels; positive regulation of receptor signaling pathway via JAK-STAT; positive regulation of cell population proliferation. The record is from RefSeq and is a predicted model, not a curated record. The annotation marks the transcript as partial. The transcript is spliced from 3 exons. Gene Ontology annotation, molecular function: prolactin receptor binding; hormone activity. Lineage: Eukaryota; Metazoa; Chordata; Mammalia; Rodentia; Caviidae.
UUGAUGCUGCUGGUGAUGUCAAGCCUGCUCCUGUGGAAGAAUGUGGCCUCUCAUCCUAACUGUACUGGUAAACUGGGCCACUGGACUGCUCUGCCAUGUCUGCUUGAGCAUGCAACCCUUUUGUCUGACUAUAUCCACGUCCUCACUUCAGAACUGUGCCAGGAUUUUACAACCCUGUACUCCCACGACAUAGACAUAUUUUCAGUGUUAAGGAAAAGGUGUCACACAGCCUCCAUCGCCAUCCCAGGUGACAAGGAAGAGACCCUGAAGAUGAAGGUGAAGAAAGACUUGAUCAUCCUGGUGAUGCACUUGAUGUGCUCCUGGGAUGAUUGCCUGAGCCACCUCAUGGCCCAAGCAUUUUACUUGCCAAAGGUUCACAUGAAUUUCAUGAAGAAAUCCAAGUCAAUCCAGGAGAAAAUGCAGCAACUACAAGGGCUGAAGACUGUGGUUCAGCAGGUGGGUAGCUCCUGA